CUCUCUCACACUCCCUCUCUCUCUCUCUCUCCCUGUGUCUAUCUCUCCUCUAUGUCUCUCUCUCUCUCUCUUCAGUGUCGCUGCUGCUGUUCAGACGGUAACAGCUCCGCCCGCCUCUCUCCGUCUCUCUCUGUCUACCUGUCUGUCUCUCUCUCUCUCCGUCUACCUGUCUCUCUCUCUCUCUCUGUCUACCUGCCUCCCCCCCUCCCUCCAUCCUUCCAUCCCUCCCCUCCGUCCCCGUCCUCCCCCCUCUCGGUGCGGACAUGCUCCCGGUGCUCCGGAGAUGAGGCUCCGUAAUGUCUCCUUCCUGACGGUCUUGUUGUUCGGGCUGUGCGGGCUGGUCUCCCUGUCCUGGUACACCGCCUUCAGCAGCUCCAGAGGAGAUGUGGUGGACAUCUACCAGAGGGAGUUCCUGGCGUUGAGGGAGCGCCUCCACUCGGCGGAGCAGGAGAACCUGCGGCGCUCCAAAGAGCUGAACCUGGUCCUGGAGGAGAUUAAGAGGGCCAUCGCUGAGAAACAGGCGCUGAGAGACAUCAACCGCACCUGGAGCAGCCUCUCCGAGGAGACGAGGCUGAAGUUGUGGAACGUGAGCAGCAGUAAAAACGUCCUGCAGCUUCCCUCCAUCUUCCAUCAUCUUCCUCACCUGCUGAACCGAGAGGACAGCCUGCAGCCGGCGGUACACCUGGGACAGGGACGCACCGGAGUCUCCAUAGUGAUGGGGGUUCCCAGUGUGAAGAGGGAGGUCCACUCCUACCUGACCGACACACUCACCUCUCUGAUGUCAGAGCUCAGUCCCGCCGAGAAAGAGGACUGCGUCAUCGUCGUCUUCAUCGCCGAGGCUGACCAGCAGUACGCCACCAGUGUAGCAGACAACCUGAAGCGCCUUUUUCCAGCAGAGAUUCAGGCGGGUCUGUUGGAGGUCGUCUCUCCGUCCGUCCAUUUCUACCCCGACUUCUCUCGACUCCGAGAGUCCUUUGGAGACCCGAAGGAGAGAGUCAGGUGGAGGACGAAGCAGAACCUGGACUACUGUUACCUGAUGAUGUACGCUCAGUCUAAAGGAACUUACUACGUCCAGCUGGAGGACGAUAUAGUCGCUCGUCCAAACUACUUCACCACCAUGAAGAACUUUGCGUUGCAGCAGCCGUCGGAGGAGUGGAUGAUCCUGGAGUUCUCUCAGCUCGGCUUCAUCGGUAAGAUGUUCAAGUCGUUAGACCUGUCGCUCAUCGUGGAGUUCAUGCUGAUGUUCUACAAAGACAAACCCAUCGACUGGCUGCUGGACCACAUCAUGUGGGUCAAGGUGUGCAACCCCGAGAAGGACGCGAAACACUGCGACAGACAGAAAGCAAACCUGAGGAUUCGCUUCAAACCGUCUCUCUUCCAACAUGUCGGCACACACUCGUCUCUGGCUGGAAAAAUACAGAAACUCAAGGAUAAGGACUUUGGGAAACAGACCCUCCAUAAGGGUCACGCCAACCCGCUGGCGGAGGUGACGACCAGCCUGAAGACCUACCAGCACUUCACCCUGGAGAAGGCCUACCUGGGGGAGGACUUCUUCUGGGCCUUCACACCCGUAGCCGGGGACUUCAUACGGAUACGCUUCUUCACACCGGUCCGCAUCGAGAGGUAUUUCUUUCGGAGCGGGAACAUCGAACAUCCGGGAGACAAACUCUUCAACACGUCGGUGGAGGUUCUGCCGUUCGACAAUAUUCAGGCAGAUAAAGAGGCCUUGACAGAAGGGAGGGAGAAAACACCAAAGUACCAUCGGACAGAAGACGGAUUCAUCCGGAUAGGAGCGUUCAAGAACGGGAUCACGGAGGGGGAGGUGGACCCCACCUUCGGGCCCCUGGAGGCCAUGCGUCUCUCGGUGUUGACGGACUCGCCGGUCUGGGUGAUCCUCAGCGAGAUCUUCAUAAAGAAAGCCGAGUGAAGCUCCUCUCCCCCUCAGCGAUACCUCAGCGCCUCCGAGCGUCCAGCCGAGCUGACCCGGAGGCCCGUCGGCUGCCGUCCUGCUCCAGUCCCGCUCACCAGAUCCACACCGCGGUGCCACAGCGCCGCCGUCUGGCCGGACCUCGCCGCUGCAGGACUGAACAGACCAGAGACUGGACCACGGAUCACUCAGACAGAACCAAGCUGUCGAUGCUGUAAUUAAGAGUCUGUAUUUAUGUGUACAUACAGGAAGGUAAAUGUUAAACACUGGUAACGGUCGAGGCAGCGGGCGACAGCGCCGCCCGCGUCCACUGAAACUGCUGUUUCAAAGACUCAAAGGCCUCUUUCUGAUCUGCAGACGGUCGGUCCGGACCUUUCUACCGACACUACCCCCCCCACAGUAACCAUGUAUGUGCGUAUAUGCGUAGAGAAGUACACACUACCAUAGGAAUGCCCUCUCAGUGUGUAGAUGUGUGUCCGUCGUUGCUGCCCGUCCGACAGCGAUCUGCCUUAAAACCGAGACCAACAUCAGAUUUACUUCAACCGCAGACGAGCCCCGGACUGACCAAAUGUAGCCACAACGAGUACCCACAAUCCUUUGCUGCGACCUCGGACCUUCUUGAAACUACUGACGGUGACGGCUGGUAUUUUACUUUUAUAAGGAAGUAUUUUAAAGUUGUUUUAUUCUGAGUUUACUGAGGCCUUCUCACUGACUACUGCUCUGCUUCACAGUACUUUAAUGUACUACUUCACAGUACUCCAAUGUACUUUGCAGUAUUUUAAUGUACUUCACAGUACUUUAAUGUACAUCACUGUACUUUAAUGUACUUCACAGGAGUUUCAUGUACUUUACAGUACUCUAAUGUACUCUGCAGUACUCUGAUGUACUCUACAGUACUCUAAUGUACUUUACAGUACUUUAAUGUUCUCUGCAGUACUCUAAUGUACUCUAAUGUACCCUAAUGUACUUCACAGUACUCUAAUGUACUCUGCAGUACUCUAAUGUACUUUACAGAACUUUAAUGUAUUCUGCAGUACUCUGAUGUACUUCACAGUACUCUAAUAUACUUUACAGUCCUCUGAUGUACUCUACAGUACUCUAAUGUACUCUGCAGCACUCUAAUGUACUUCACAGUACUGUAAUGUACUCUGCAGUACUCUAAUGUACUUUACAGUACUCCAGUGUACUUUACAGUACUCUAACAUACUUUGCAGUACUCCAACGUACAGUGGUACUACGGUACUCUACAGUAUUUUACAGUACUCUACAGUACUCUAGUUUCCUCUGCUGUACCCUGUUGUACUUUACUGUAGUAUUUCCAUCCAGACGUUCACAUGUUUCCAUCUUCAGUCUCUCAUCGACGCGUUUGGUAAUAAAUAGUAUAAAUGAUAAAAUACUGUUGUUUAAUUCUAACUUCUCUGUAGAGACGCCGUCUUCUUCCUCUCGUAUUAAUGUCGUCUCCUCGUGGUCCUUCAGAUUAUUCAUUUGUUUUCUUUUCAAACUUUGUUUGUUCCCUCGUGUCAAUAAUUGGUUCCCUCAAAUGAUGUAAAUUAUUAUUGUUAUGAUCCUGAAUAACGAGGUUUCACAUCCAGAAUCAGUAAUAAUACACUCGACAUGCAGAAUUCACAUUAAGAUAUAACCAGUUAAACAGUUAAAUUAUGUUUUUAUGUGACUUUCAUUCAUUUUUCAACCUAAUUUAACCCCAAAAAACGAGUCACCUUCAAAACAACGAACCCAUCGAGUCCUCAGUGAUUCAAACGCACCGAAUUAUUCAUUAAAGGGAACAAACAAAGUGAUUCAAGAGAACAAAAUGACUCAUUUAAAGGAGCGAUUCAGCAGAACAUUUCCUCCAGAAGAAACUGGACUUUCAUUCGGACGGAGAACCGACCCAACAGAACUCUGAACGGAGCGUCUUCAAGCUUCAGGAAACAUCCCGAGUUUUCUUUUCUUUUCUUUGUAAGAUGCACUGGAAUGCAUUAAUAUAAUCUUGUGUUUGUCUUUUGUAUCCUUUAGAUAAACUCUAUUUAAAUGAUCUCCAACGUCUAUCCAAUCUGUGACUUGUAAUAAAGACAGAAAUUUAAAUGA
This is a messenger RNA of Sebastes umbrosus (honeycomb rockfish), 4012 nucleotides long. RefSeq names its product alpha-1,3-mannosyl-glycoprotein 4-beta-N-acetylglucosaminyltransferase B (gene mgat4b). Bases 284 to 1927 code for a protein of 547 amino acids. Gene Ontology annotation, molecular function: acetylglucosaminyltransferase activity. Gene Ontology annotation, biological process: protein N-linked glycosylation. NCBI's taxonomy places the organism in Eukaryota, Metazoa, Chordata, Actinopteri, Perciformes, Sebastidae. Gene Ontology annotation, cellular component: endoplasmic reticulum; Golgi stack; endoplasmic reticulum-Golgi intermediate compartment. The transcript is spliced from 15 exons. The record is from RefSeq and is a predicted model, not a curated record.